AUGCUAAGGUCCAGGAACUCUGUCCGCCGAGCAGAACGCUGGUUUCUCCUCUCCGGCGACAGGCCGGCAAGCCUUUGGGAGUGCAAGGCCACUGCAGAUGUUGGUUUGCGUCCGGUGUUCUACCUCCAGAGCGGGAACUUCCAUGAUUACCGGGAGGAUCAUCAAUCUACGGACCGGCAGACCAGGUCAUGGCCAGGAGCAGCUGUCCCAGGAGCCAGCGCAGCUGACGUUGGGCCUCCACCAUUGUGCAAAGCUUGCCAAGGGAAGUCCUCACAUCGUCGACAAUGCCCAGGGUUGAAGAAGGAAAUGAAGUGCGGCUUCCGAUGUAGCCGCAAGAUGAAACAGCACCUCAGGAUGUUUUGCCAUUGUGAGCAGAAGCUGUGGGGGCAGGCGAAGGCUCGCCCGGCUACGCUGCCGAUUGCUACCAGUUCCAGCACACUGAAUCCAGAAGACACAGCCGCCAAUCAGCUAAGACUGUUUGAUUCAUUUUCCGGCGAAGUACGCAGCCUGCUUUGCACCAUGCCUGACCAGCUGCGCGCCGAAAUCAUGACCAGACUGCAGGACAUCCGCAAGCUUGCCCAGGUCUUCAAGCAUACGGAGCUGGGAAGAGUCCCACUGUGCUGCCCUGACUCCAUCUCCCUGCAGAUGGCAUCGCUGAUCUCUCUGAUGUCAAGCGACCCUUGCGAAGUCCAGAUCUCUGCCCUCAGCGACGGCAACACAAUCUGCAUCGACAACACGUUUGGCAAGCGCCUCGUGCUCAAACCAGGCCUGGGCGAAGCUGCCGAGCACCAAAGAUUGACCCUCGAGCAAUUCCAGAGCGCCACGUGGGCAACCGCUAGCCAACAGGCCGCGCAGACUGAAGAGGAUUGGAAAGCCGAGCUGGUUGCUAGUUUCUUUUGCGAAGAAACACAAGGCUUUCUGUCUUUCCCAGAAUUCGCAACUACUGCGCAAUCCCUGUUGGAUACAAAGUCCCCGAUGUUUGCAUCCUUGGGAUUUGCGCGCAAAGAUGCGGUGAAGACAGAGGCAAGAGCAGUCUGGCAGAGGAUCCUGCUUCAAGACAGGUGGCAUCAGCGCACUAGUCGUGGUCAGGGAAGUGGCUUCCUCAUGUGCAAUGCGCAGGUUCAGCUCGAGAACAUACACAUUCACGGGACUACCCAAGGUGAGCGAGCGCUGGUAAUUGCCGACGAUGCAUCCGUGAUUCUUCGAGGCUGUCGUGUGUCAGGUCGCGGGAACGGCGUCUACCUCACAAACAAAGCCUCGCUGGAGAUGACGAGCACGUUUGUUUGUGAUUGUGGGAGUUCCGGAGUGGUGGUCGCAAACACUCUGGGGACCUGCCAUAUGGAAGACUGCCGCAUCUCCGGCAAUGCCAACGUUGGCAUUGUUCUUGGCGGGCCGAACGUCACAGGAGAGUCUUGCGUGAUUCAGGAAACAGCGAGCACAGAGAACAAGACUCACGGGAUAUCGCUUUUCGGACGUGCUUCUGCUAAGUGGUGCGGUUCUGGCAGAGAGGCAUGUGACUUGCUGAGUGGCAACGGGCUAUCCGACAUCAAAGAGGAGGAUGGAAGUUGUUUGGUUUUGCCUCGUGACCAGGCGAUAAAUUAG
Effrenium voratum is the source of this 1602-nucleotide messenger RNA. Lineage: Eukaryota; Dinophyceae; Suessiales; Symbiodiniaceae. The record is from the annotation of a GenBank genome assembly.